AUGGACCGUGUCACCCAAGACGAUCGCGUCCAGUGGGCAAUCUCACAGCGCCAUGUAUCCCAAAGAGGCGCUUACAACUUCGCUCAUCGCCACAUAUGGGGACCGCGGGAGAAGUCUAUGGCCAACCCAUGGUCACCGAGUAAUCCCGAUGGAACAGUCAUUUUGCGCCUACCUGAGAACAGCCUCAUGCACCAGGAAGUUGCACAGUUUAUCAAGGAAACCAUCAAUGUGCUUCCCUUGGAUCAUUUGACUUACAGCACAGGACCACGGGGAUCUUUGCACCUCCAUCGCGUUCUUGCCACAUUCAUGAAUAAGGAAUUUCAUCCUCGAGAUUCAGUCACGGCCAAUGAUCUCUUUAUAACGCCUGGGUUGGCCAGUGGCUUAGAUGCAGUGGCAUGGUCAGUUUGCGACGAAGGUGAGGGCAUACUUGUUCCGCAACCGUUCUACAACGGCUUCAGCUUCGAUCUUCUGAAUCGAAGCAACACACGAGUCAUCGGCGUCUCUUAUCAGGGCAUGGAAGGAUGCUCAAACCUUGAGGAUAUUUUCCGACCUGAAGUGAACAGAUUGGCUUUUGAGGCGGCUCUGAACAAGGCUCGUGGGGAAGGUGUGAACGUCCGCGCAUUGCUAAUCUCAAAAAAUCGGCUACACUUCAUUUCUGACGAGAUCUACGCCAAAUCUGUCUUCCCGAAUCCAGCAAUCUCAGGUCAAGCUUCAUUUGUUUCUGUCCUUUCACUCGACCUUCACAAUGUCAUCGAUGCAAACUUACUGCACGUCCUAUACGGCGCAAGCAAAGACUUUUGCGCCAAUGGCCUACGUCUGGGCAUGGUGUACACGAAGAAUGAGGCUAUGCUAGGGGCGAUGUCGAGCAUUAGUAUGUUUUCUUGGUCACCUCAUGUUCUUCAAGACGUCUGGGCGUGCAUGAUGAAUGAUCAAAUAUGGAUGGAAUCCUUCAUGGAAAAGAAGACAGACCUCAUGGUGGAAAACUACCGUGUGGCCACCUCCUUCUUUCGGGAGCACAACGUCAGCUACUUCGAAAUGAACGCUGGGCUCUUCAUCUGGGUUGAUCUUCGCCACCUGUUCAACCCAUUGACUUUAGACGGAAAUCUUAGAAUUCAGUCUGAAAUUUGCAUAGCUCAUUAG
This is a messenger RNA of Colletotrichum aenigma, 1140 nucleotides long. It is a transcript of the gene ACS1, whose product is annotated as 1-aminocyclopropane-1-carboxylate synthase-like protein 1. Lineage: Eukaryota; Fungi; Ascomycota; Sordariomycetes; Glomerellales; Glomerellaceae. Bases 1 to 1140 code for a protein of 379 amino acids. Gene Ontology annotation, molecular function: pyridoxal phosphate binding; transaminase activity. The transcript is spliced from 6 exons. Gene Ontology annotation, biological process: amino acid metabolic process; biosynthetic process. The record is from RefSeq and is a predicted model, not a curated record.